Molecule: messenger RNA, 1916 nt
Organism: Lampris incognitus (smalleye Pacific opah)
Lineage: Eukaryota; Metazoa; Chordata; Actinopteri; Lampriformes; Lampridae
Product: lymphocyte activation gene 3 protein-like
Exons: 8
Coding region: 203-1672 (489 amino acids)
Biological process (GO): positive regulation of ERK1 and ERK2 cascade; T cell activation; interleukin-15-mediated signaling pathway
Cellular component (GO): membrane raft; external side of plasma membrane
Molecular function (GO): protein tyrosine kinase binding; MHC class II protein binding
Source: RefSeq, a predicted model, not a curated record
CACACACGCGCAGAGAGCGAGCGAGCGAGCGAGCGAGAGCUGUCAGAGGAGGCAUCGCGCUGACAUACCUCAACGGAGGUGCAACAAAAGGAGGCCGAUUCAAAGCCAAAGCCGAGCAGACGGAGGAGACCCGGGCCCAGCAGGAGUCGAGGGGUUGGUAGCAGCACAGACGGCAGGACGGGACGGGACCUGAUCUGGAGACAUGUUGUGGGGUUGUCUGCUCUUUUGGGGGACCGCACUUCUGGUGAAAGGCUUGAGGUGUAAGGAGGCGGAGGUUUUGGUGGAGGUGGGCUCCAACGCGGUCUUGCCAUGUGACUAUGCCCCCUCAACUGCUUUUGCAGAGAAAAUCAGCUGGAGCAAGGCCAGCAGAGGCAAGGUUUGGGAAAAGCAGAAGAGUGGUCUGGAAUACUGGGGCCACGGCUGGGCACGACAAGGGCCACGUCGGGUUUAUUGCCCCCACUCUGGGUUUGGAGCGGGCCAGUGCAGCCUCCACAUUGAGGAUGUGAAGGAAAGCGAUGGAGGAACGUACACCUGCAGAGUGACGGAUGGAGACCAGCUGAUUUGUAAUGUGGUCACGCUCCGAGUCGUCAAAGUGUCCAUCUACCCACCCAUCCCAGUGGAGGGCAAUGAUGUGUCCUUUAUCUGCAAUGUGACCCCCUGGCCUAAGGGGGCCACGGCCAGCUGGGGCUUGAACGGCACCCAAUUUAUGCCUCAGAUUCAGAGCAAAAUAAGUAUGAUCAGUAAGAAUGCGAUGAACGGAAAGGCUUCUCAGAGCCUGGCUGGAGACUGGACCUGUGUCGUGCACUACAACGAGAAGGAGUGGUUCACCACGCAGUCGCAGCAUCUAUCCGUGAGAGGGAUCAUCGUCAUCCCUGCCGACGACGACACCAGGGUGUACGCCGCGGUGGGCUCUGCGGUCACUCUCCCCUGCGUGUUUGCCCCCGGUUAUAACCCCUCCGACCUCGUGUGGGAGAAAAUGAACACCGCACCCCGGUCUCCGUCCACGGCCUCCGCUCUGCCUCCCUCGUUCGAUCUGAGCCCCCUGACCCUUCAGCGUCCCUGGGAUAGGUCUGCACGUGUGAUGGAGGUGGGACCGGAGGAUGGGGGCCAGUACAGAUGCUCUGGGACGAUAGAGGGACGAAGUCUGACUCGGGGUCUGCGGCUUGUCACUGCCAGCGUUGAGAGCAAAGCCGUGAACACCAGAAGAGCCCCCUCCAUGACACUGACCUGCCACCUCAGUGACCCCAGCGAGGUCACUGACUACGAGUGGUUCCACGUGACCUAUGACCUCAAUGGCACGCAGUCGGCGACUUCCAUCGGGAAGGGGAACGUCGUCAGCGUCAACGGGGUGACAGGAGAGAAUUCUGGGGAAUGGACGUGUCGUUUCUACGGAAGAGACGGCAUCCUGGGAAACGCAACGUACCACUUGCACGUAAUGGGUGGUCUGACCGGGCACAAGAAGACGGGGAUGUCGAGUGACGCCGUCACAGUGAUCGGCCUCAGCGUGCUCCUGCUGGUGCUGCUGCCGGUUCUCGUUAAGAGUUAUAAAAACUACCAGAGAAGGAAGAGAAUCUUCCAGUACCCUGCAAUGGAGACCAUUGUCCACGCCCUGUCCAACGAGCGGGAAGAGAGAGAAAGGAAGCGAGUGAAAGAAGACGACGUAUCCAAGUAGAGAUGCUGCGAGCAAAACUCCAUAAAUCACUGUAGCGCAGUAAGACGUACGUUGUAAUUGCCUGUAAGAAGUUGGGAGAAGCUUGUUCACACGGAGGUUUUGCACAUAUCCAGAGCAGACACAUGUAGCAGUAUUUGUUGUUUUGUAUAAAUGCAUUUGGAAAGUUUGCAAAUUGCUUCGUUAUAUCAGCUGUAAAUAUAGAAACGGUUUUAUGAAAAAUACUACUUUGUACAGAUUUCUUGGA